This is a messenger RNA of Aspergillus ibericus CBS 121593, 1725 nucleotides long. RefSeq names its product putative C6 transcription factor. The coding region runs from base 1 to 1725 and encodes 574 amino acids. The record is from RefSeq and is a predicted model, not a curated record. Gene Ontology annotation, biological process: regulation of DNA-templated transcription; response to xenobiotic stimulus. The transcript has a single exon. Gene Ontology annotation, molecular function: zinc ion binding; DNA-binding transcription factor activity, RNA polymerase II-specific. NCBI's taxonomy places the organism in Eukaryota, Fungi, Ascomycota, Eurotiomycetes, Eurotiales, Aspergillaceae.
AUGACCGAACCGCACCGGAAACGCUCCCGCGUCGCCUGUACGCUCUGUCAAUCCCGCAAGCGCAAAUGCUCCGGCGACCAGCCCUGCUCCACCUGCGCCCAGUUUGGCUCCGACUGCCACUAUGACCUCCAAUCGCGCAGGAAACGCGAUGCCCGACUAUUCCAGCUACAGUCGGCGCCGACCGAUCCCACCACCAGCAAUGGAGUCCAGCCUCCAUCGAAAGAGGCAAAGAUGGUAUCGCCCGAGGAGACCGCCGCGCGACUCAGCUCACUCGAUGCUAACUCCGGCGCUGCGUUCGCCAGACGACUCGGCCUGAAGGUCGACCCGACGAAUGCCCCAAAGAUGCAUCUUUUCGCAUGGAAUGUCGGCGCUCGGCAUCCACUACCGUCAUCUAUGCCUCCAUCCUUCACGUCGGCGGCUAUCCCCGUCGUGGACCUCAUCUCCCAGGAUGAAAUGCGGUCCCUCGUGACCACCUUCUUCGACAAGGUCGACCCCUGCUACGGCUUCAUCGACCGCGACCACCUCCUCCGCCAAGUCAGUCGCCGAUGGCUCCCAUCCACCUACGAAUCCACCCUCCCCUACGGCCCCUACGACGCCGUCCUCUGCGGCGUCGCCGCCUUCGGCUACCUCUUCUCCCACCGCCAGGCCAAUCCCACAGAACGGCACCUCGCCGAAACCGCCCGUCUCAUCCUCGACCAAUCCCUCCUCUCCGACACCAUCCCCACCGCCGACCUCGUCACUGCAUGGGUCCUCCGAGUCGCCUACCUCCGACUCACCGCAUCCCCCCACGCCGCCUGGAUGGCCAGCUGCUCCCUCAUGCACAUCAUCGAAGCCACCGGCCUGCACCUCGAACUCGCCCCCUCCGACGACAGCGCCAUCAACCAUCUCCCCGAACCCUGCGACCCCGAAACCCGUCGUCGUCUCUUCGGCAUCGCCCGUCACCUGAACGUCUGGAUCUCGUUCGAACUCGCACGAUCCCGCGUCGUCUUGCACGGCGCGACCUCCCUCCCCCCCACGCCCCGCGUUCCCGGUACCGCUGAGAUCUUCACCCUCCUGCCUAUGUCGGAGAGUCUCGAUCCGAAUAAGUCCACUGACUCCCCGGAUCUGGAAUCCACGCUCCGGAGCGUCCUCGAUCAGAUCCAUAUCCUGCCCCAGCUCAUCCUCGUCCAAUGUAACCUGAUGCUCUGCAUCUAUCGUCGUCUCCGGGCCCUCAACUGCAUUAUCUCCGGGGAUUUGCUGGACCGGGUGCUCGCGCUAUCGAGAAAAGGGCUACAGGCGGCGCGGGAGAUGGUGGCGUCGACGAGCCCCUGGCAUCAGAUCGCCAACGUGCCGUUCCAGGUAGUGUGCACGUUACUGGCGAUUGACAAUCGAGCGUCGUUGGUGAUGUUGGGGGAUGCGAUGCGGACGCUGCGGGAGGUGGCGGCGGCGUAUGAUACGGAGGUGAUGCGCGAGGCGUAUAGUACGGCGUAUUUGUUGAUUCUGUUGCAUCAGCGACGGAAGGAGGAGGAUACGAAGGCGUUGAUGGAUGUGUUGAAGGUGAAUUCCGGGGGGUCCUCUGUCCCGCGGAGAGAGGAAGAGCAGGAGACGUCUACGGAGCCGCAUCAUUCGCUGGCGGAUUACCCGGGCUUCUCGUGGUUGAGUGAUCUGCUCAUUGAUAUUCCUAGUUUGGGCAAUUUCGAUAUGGAGCGGUUUAUGUACACGGAUGCUUGGCCGGAGGGGGUUUGA